AUGUUUACUUUGGCUGACUCAACGCUUCGUUCUUCCAGAGUAAUGCCCGAGGUGCCUUCCAAUAUGCAAGAGGGACUCGCGCAUCUCGAAGUCGAGGCAAAUCCGUCAACGGUGUCGCCGAUCCAUGAGCAGUAUGGUGCCAGUCGCAAUAUAACAUAUCAACAAUGCAACGCCCCGCAACGGUACGCAGCGAGUUAUGAGCAGGCGGGCGCCCCUGGCUACCAGAACAACCCCUCAAAACCGCAACCAACAAUACGCAGGGACGGCGAUAUGCCGUUACCCUCGCCGUUCCCGGGGUUGCAGAACCCAGGGCCAAACGUGCCGCUGACGGACGAUCAAAUGGAAGAGGAGUUGGAACAAUGCAGAGAGAAGGUGGUGGGCUCAAAUGACCCAGAAAGGCAGUUGAGAUGGGCACAGGAUGCGCUGCUCUGGUCCGAUAUUGCAAUCCAGAGCCGGCGCCGAGCUGCUGUCGGUUCGACAAGUAGGCCUACUACACCAAAUGUCGAGCGCCGGAUCCGCGAUGAUGCCCUCAACAUUACCAAGUUCCUCGCCGAGCAAGGCCACCCAAAAGCUGAGUUCUUGAGGGCGGGCUGGUAUGAAUUUGGCAAAUUCGGCUUCCCCGAAGAUGCAAAGGAGUCGUUCGGAGGAUACAAAAGAGCAGCAGAGAAGGGCUACGCGCGAGCUGAAUAUCGGAUUGGCACUCGGUACGAGAGCAGCAAAGAUAUGCUGCGAGCCGUCAAGCACUACCAAAAUGGAGUGGCUCAGCACGAUUCGGCUUCAAACUACCGUAUGGGCAUGAUGGCAUUAUUUGGCCAACAUGGACAGCCGCAGAACUACGAGGUUGGAGUUAGGCAGGUGAAAUAUGCUGCGGACACAGCUGAUGAGAACUCACCGCAAGGUUCAUAUGUUUACGGAAUGCUUCUCGCGAGGGAACUGCCGAAUAUCUCACUCCCUGACUUUGCCUUGGUAUAUGAUUUGGAGCAAGCAAGACACUAUGUUGAGCGAGCUGCGCUACUCGGGUUUUCGAAGGCACAGCUCAAGAUGGGUUCGGCUUAUGAGCUUUGUCUCUUGGGCUGCGAAUUCAACCCAACGCUUUCGCUGCAUUAUAACCGCCUGGCAGCAAGCCAAGGGGAGCCAGAGGCCGAGAUGGCUAUCAGCAAGUGGUUCCUAUGUGGUUACGCAGGUGUUUUUGACAAGAACGAAGAGGUCGCCUUCACGUACGCGAAGCGCGCAGCACAGCAGGAGCUUCCAACUGCCGAGUUCGCUCUUGGUUAUUUUUACGAGGUUGGACUGCAUGUACCGAUGGAUCUUGGUCGAUCUCAAGAGUGGUAUCAGAAAGCCGCAGAUCACGGCAACACAGAUGCCGCAGCUAGAAUCGACGCACUUCGCCUGCACAGGACUCUAUCCAGGAAAGACCACGAGCAGAUGGCCAUCACACGCAUCCGGUCGCAAUAUGGCUCUCGCAAGGGCAUGCGGCCCGAUCACCUGGCGCAGAAAGUGACCGCACAACAAGCCCCGACGCUUCCAGUGAUGAGCGAGGAGAGAGACGACUCGUCGCGCCCAGUCAGCGUUUACCCGCCCAGAAGCAGCUCCGUCCAGCCCGAGCAGCCACAAUUCCGCGUGAUAACCCCCGUACCAGACCCCAAUGCCCCGCUCUCACAGCAACAACAACCACCAUUCCGUGUAGUAACUCCUGUGUCUGGCGGUGUGAGGCACACGGGCUCUAUGCCCAGCUCGCCCUUACACAGUCAUUACAAGUCAGGCUCGGGAGGUAUCAUUGGCGGGACACAUAAUACAGCGCCUUACCCCGAGAACGACGUGGCGCACCCGAUACAAGCAAACCCCAACCUGAGACCACUGUCAGGACCGCCAGCAGACCGCCCCAAUUCUGCUUUUGGCAUCAAACCUCUGCACCCUAACCAUUCAUUUGGACCUGGCCAGGAUCCAGCUCAUCGUCCUAUGAGCGUUGUGGGAGAUUUGCAAUCGCAGCAGCGACCACACCCAGGACAGGGAGGCAGAGGGCAGCCGGUUGUCCCCCACCAACCGAAACGAGAAGGACCUACCUCUAAUGACUGGGAAUCUCAAUAUAGACUCCCUUACAGCCAACCACAAGGGGGUGAUGGGAGGGGUAAACUCCAGAACCAAGGGGCUCCGGUAAACAAGCCUCACCCGCAAUCACCACCGCAGCAUGGGCAGCCUCCUCAGCACCUACAGCCCCGGAACGAUUAUUCGCAGAAUAGGCCAAACACAGCUUCAAACGAGCGAACUUACUCUGCCCAGGCGCCGCUGAAGCCGCAUGCUCCUGGAGACCAGAGCGCAGAGAGGCCUAUCUCCUGGGCUGACAACGGGCCAGGUGCAUACCCAUCGAAAUAUUCCUCGAUUCCGCCUGGUGCUGGGGGACCGGCUGUGACGAUAUCACCUGCUCCGAUGCCGCCGCAGGUUUUGAAGCCACAGGCGCCGCCGCCGAAGAAGGGCCCGCAGACUUUUGAGGAGAUGGGGGUUCCUGCUGCUUCUAAGGAUAGCGAAUGCUUGGUUAUGUAA
Messenger RNA from Pseudogymnoascus destructans, 2541 nucleotides. RefSeq lists its product as uncharacterized. The transcript has 2 exons. Bases 1 to 2541 code for a protein of 846 amino acids. The record is from RefSeq and is a predicted model, not a curated record. Gene Ontology annotation, molecular function: protein binding. Lineage: Eukaryota; Fungi; Ascomycota; Leotiomycetes; Thelebolales; Thelebolaceae.